Vigna umbellata (rice bean) is the source of this 728-nucleotide messenger RNA. Lineage: Eukaryota; Viridiplantae; Streptophyta; Magnoliopsida; Fabales; Fabaceae. The record is from RefSeq and is a predicted model, not a curated record.
AAGUUCCUUCAUGUAUAAUGUAGGAAUGGUCUUAUAUACCUGUUGGCGGAUCCUUACCAAACACAGAACAAAAGAACCUUGCAUUUGGUGCAGCUGCCAGCAUGGUGCAUCCAGCCACAGGGUACUCCGUUGUGAGAUCUUUGUCAGAAGCUCCAAAAUAUGCUUCAGUAAUUUCUAAUAUUUUGAAAGAUGGCCAUGCCAAGGACAAUAUUACCCAAGAAAGAAGAAAGGAGAAUUUGUCUAUGCAAGCUUGGAAUACACUUUGGCCACAAGAAAGGAAAAGGCAGAGGGCAUUCUUUCUUUUUGGAUUAGCUCUAAUUGUGCAGCUGGACAUUGGGGGAAUUCGAACAUUCUUUCGUACUUUCUUCUGCCUACCUGAUUGGAUGUGGCAGGGAUUUCUUGGCUCCUCUCUCUCCUCUACAGAUCUUUUAUUAUUUGCUUUCUACAUGUUCAUAAUAGCACCAAAUAACUUGAGAAUGAGUCUAGUGAGACAUCUGCUUUCAGAUCCUACCGGUGCAACCAUGAUAAAGACUUACUUAGCGGUAUAGUACGUUUCUUUUACUUAUUUCCCACGUUAGGUACUCGUAUUGGGAGAAAGGUUAGAUUACUAUAGGAGUCAUUAUAGUAAUUAGUAGGUUCUUGUAUAGACAUACAUGUUUUAAUCUGAUAUGGUCUUAUGAAUUUUAUAUCUAUCCCAUCUGCUAUUAAACAGCACGUGCAUUUUAUAC